Messenger RNA from Brassicogethes aeneus, 3136 nucleotides. The record is from the annotation of a GenBank genome assembly. NCBI's taxonomy places the organism in Eukaryota, Metazoa, Arthropoda, Insecta, Coleoptera, Nitidulidae.
AUGAGUCAUCACUCCGAUAUCCAGAGCGACUUUAAUAAGCAAGUAGGGGAAAAACUAAAAAACGAAGUUGCUCAAAGAGACAAUACGAUAUCAGAACUGAAAGGAAAUAUGGAAAAACUCAACAGUCUACAAAUGGAAAACGCGAAGGAAAAGUUAUCGCUGUGCUAUGAAUUAUCCGAAGUUUGUAACAUUAAGGAGCAACUGUCGGGGGUUCUUUCAAUUGAAGUUCAAAAAAAUCAAGCUCUAUGCGAAGCCCAAAAAGACCUGGAAUCAACGGCUACUUCACAGGUUAGACAGCUCCAGGAAAAAGAAAGUGCUGAACGGGAAACUCUGAAGGAUUUAUUUUCGGAAUUGAAGAAAGUGGUGGAGGAAAGAGAUCGAUUACUUAUUCUACAAGAAAAAUACAUUCGAGAGAUCAAAGAAUUAAAAAAUAAUGUUCUAAACGUACAGAAGAAGGUGGACGCUCUAAUUGCUAGAACAAAUAAAAAAGAUCAAAAAAUAUUUCAGCUAUCUGAAAGCAUUAAGGCCAGUGAAGAAUUGUGCAAACAAACUGAAACAAAGUUGGGUAGAGAUAUGCGAGAAUUUCAAACAACCAUAUCUUCUUUGCAAAUUAGUUCAAAACAGUUAACUGAACAAAACGAAGAACUGGAAAACUCGGUACAAUAUUUGCAAAACAACACUCAAAGGCUGCAUAGCGAUUUAAACGAAGCAAGAAAACGUGAAAAAGACGCCACCGAUAAUGUAACUAAAACUGAAUCCAUAAACAAAAGUUUAGAAAGCGAAAAUAUUCAAUUCCAAAAAUCCAUUCAAAAUUUAGCAGCAGAAAAAGAAAAAUUAAUGACGGAAAUUGAGUAUGUUAACAGUUUGUGCGAAAAAGUUUUGUCCGAUUUUGAAACAAGCAUAAAGUCAAGUGUGGAAAAAGAAGAAGCAUACAAAAAAGAAAUCGAUGAAUAUAAAUCUUUAAUUUCCAAAUUUGAAUUGGAGUUUGACUUGCUAGGACGGAACUUACAAUUGGCUCAAACCGAACUUUUCCAUAUGAGAACCAAUCAAAAUACUCUUGAUGCAACCAAUGAAAAUUUACAAACAAUUUGCAAUCUAAAACAAGAAAACAAAAAACUACUAAAGGAUGUACAAACAUUGGAAAAUAAACACAAAAAAUCAUGCGAUGAUGUAAAAAAGAAAACUGAAGAAUUAAAAAAACUGCAAAAAAAUUUACAUGAAUAUAGCAAAGAAAAUCUAGACUUAAAACAGAAUAUAGAGGAACUAAACAAACAUUCAGAGACCAACAAGUCAUUAAAUAAUGAAAUUUCAUCGUUAAAUAAACAAUUAGUGGAGCUAAGUGAGACUUUACAAAACGAAAAGCGUAAUCAAGUUUCCUUGGAAUUGUAUAAUGAAAUAUCCGCUAAAUAUUUAAACAGUACCACAGAACUUUUAAACAAAAAACAAUCGUUGCAGGAAGUUCUUGUAAAUCUGCAGGAAACUCAGGAGGCGUUGAGAAAGUUACAAAAAGAAAAGCAAGAAAUGAGAGAUCAAAUAACCAAGGCUCUAUUAAACCUAAAUAGAGAAAAAGAGAAAAUUGAAGAGCUUACAAAAGAAAAGGAAUACAUUAAAAUACAAUGGAAUGAAGCGUCUUUGAAAUGUUCUCAGUUGGAAAGCGAGUUGAGAGAAUCGCAAGGGUCAAGUAUAUCCGAGCUAGAAUUAAGUAAUUAUAAAAACACAGAGAACAGAGCAAAAAUGUUAAAAAUGGAGCUGGACAACAGUUACGACAUUAUUGUUAAUUUAAAGGAAGAUCUUUCUAGUUUUCAACAACAAAUAACCAAUUUGGAGUUUCAAAGAUGCGAAUUAACGUUAAAACUACAUGAAUCGGAAGGACAUUACGAAACAGAAAAAACAAUAUGCUAUAAAUUACGCCAGGCCAAUCAGCACAUCCUAGCGGCUAUUCUUCGAAUGAGAGAGGAAGGUAAAGUAGGUUCCGAUGAGUGUAACGAACUGCUGCGGAAACUUCAAGAGGAAGAUUCAAAUGUUUCUAAAGAACAUAACCUAACAAAACAAGAUUCUUUAUAAUGCUAUUGUAUUCUUUAAAUUAAAAUGGUGGAUUUUAUAUCAGAAUCACAACUCGAAAAUUAUGAGGAUAUAAUUGAACAAAUUAAUAAUGAACAUGACAAAAAUGCAAAACUUAAAAAAGAUAUUCAGAAACAAAAUGAUAAAAUUAUAAUUACCCAGUUGGCCAACUCAAAAUUAAAUGAAAACAUAUCUUUGGUGCUUGUCAAAGUUUUUAGUGAUAUCUUUGAGAUGCACAAUGUUUAUUAUAGUGAAGUGCCUCACAGUGAUUUCAAUAAUUUAGUUAAACUAAAAGGUUUUAAGUUUUAUUUAAUCGAAAUUUUUAUAGUAAAAUCACUGCAACAAAAGAUUAGUGAGUUUAAUUGUAUGUUGAAUGUAAGUGUUCAAUAUGAGAACAAACGUAUUUAUAAAAGUAUACCUUACGAAAGCAAAAGUCCAAUCAUACAAAUAAUACCUGUUAAUGAAUCAGUUGUUGAAUGUACUGUUGAAACUUAUUUAGUAUUAAAAACUGAUGAUAAUUGGCUUAGGAUUAAAUUACAUACUGUUAAUUUAGAUAUAUCAUAUCAUUUUCAUACAUUUAACAAUAAAACCAAAUUGGAAAAUCUUGAUAAAAAAUUGUUGCAGCUAAAUAAAUGCUACAGUAACUAUAAUUUUGAUUCUCUAAGAAAACCAUAUCUUAUUGAUUAUAAUUUUAAAUGUUUAAUAAAAAAGGAACAGUUAACAAAAAUAUUUUUAAAUAAUUCCUACCAUCAAUUAGACGUGGAUCUUUUUUCUGAACUUUCAACUGAAAAUAAUUUUGCUGUACAAUUUUCUACUGGGUAUAAUAAACAUACCUUAAUUUAUAAUCAUGAUUCAAAUUAUAUUACAAUUAAAUGUAGUGUUGAGGAUAUGUUGAGACUAAAAAAAUAUUUUCUGAAGGAAAAUAUUAAAGGAGUUCCUAAUAAUGAUACUUUAUACCAAGAAAUAAAGAAAUCCUGUGAUAAGCUGUGUUUGCCAUUAGCUUCAUAUGAGGUGUGUCUUGAAUACAAUCUUAUAAGAAGAAAUUCUGUUAAGUUACCACAAUAGGUAAUAAAAU